Messenger RNA from Drosophila persimilis, 649 nucleotides. RefSeq names its product mitochondrial import receptor subunit TOM20 homolog B (gene Tom20). The record is from RefSeq and is a predicted model, not a curated record. Gene Ontology annotation, biological process: protein targeting; tRNA import into mitochondrion; protein import into mitochondrial matrix. The transcript has 3 exons. Lineage: Eukaryota; Metazoa; Arthropoda; Insecta; Diptera; Drosophilidae. The coding region runs from base 29 to 529 and encodes 166 amino acids. Gene Ontology annotation, molecular function: transmembrane protein transporter activity. Gene Ontology annotation, cellular component: mitochondrial outer membrane; mitochondrial outer membrane translocase complex.
UAGUUUAAGCGGAAAAAUAUUUUUUGAUAUGCUCGAAAUGAAUAAAACUGCAAUUGGAAUUGCGGCUGGGGUUGCUGGAACUUUGUUCAUUGGAUAUUGCAUCUACUUUGACAAGAAACGCCGAAAUGACCCAGAAUAUAAGAAGAAAGUCCGUGAGCGUCGCCGCCGCAGCAAAAAAACUGGAAAUACUAAGGCAGGAAUUCCAAAUCUAAAUGACCAUGAAGCUAUUGAAAAAUAUUUUCUACAAGAAAUUCAGCUGGGUGAAACCCUUAUAGCCAGAGGAGAUUUCGAAACUGGCGUAGAGCAUUUGGCAAACGCGAUUGUUGUUUGCGGCCAGCCGGCACGUUUGCUGCAAGUGCUACAAUCGUCCCUCCCAGCUCAAGUAUUUGCAAUGUUGAUUGUAAAAAUGCAGGAAUUCGGGAACCGAGCUGCGGAGUCGAACGAUAUACAGGUCAACGUGGGCGGACAACAAGUGGACAGCAAAAUGCUAGACAGCUCAUCGGGAGCUGGAAUUGAUGACCUGGAAUAAAAAUUGGAGAUGGCCGUAAAUACUAUAAUAAAAUGUUCAACAAUAGAAAUUAAGGGCCUCAUAUUUUAGUUACGUUUCCAAUACAUACAAAUAAAUGUACGUACACUAAAGAUUCACGCA